AUGGACCUGCAGACCCUCGGCUCCUACCAGGGGGGAGCUGGCCCUGACUUCUAUGAGCAUGUCCUGCAUAAGACCAUCCUGGUGGGCGACAGCGGCGUGGGGAAGACAUCUCUGCUGGUCCAGUUCGACCAGGGCAAGUUCAUCCCCGGCUCCUUCUCGGCCACUGUGGGCAUCGGAUUCACGGUGAUGCUUCUGGGAGACUCGGGCGUCGGGAAAACCUGUUUCCUGAUCCAAUUCAAAGACGGGGCCUUCCUGUCCGGGACCUUCCUAGCCACCGUCGGCAUAGACUUCAGGAACAAGGUGGUGACCGUGGACGGCGUGAGGGUGAAGCUGCAGAUCUGGGACACCGCCGGGCAGGAGCGGUUCCGCAGUGUCACCCACGCUUACUACCGAGAUGCCCAAGCCCUGCUCCUGCUGUAUGACAUCACCAACAAGGCCUCCUUCGAAAACAUCCGGGCCUGGCUCACGGAGAUUCAUGAGUACGCCCAGAGGGAUGUGGUGAUCAUGCUGCUAGGCAACAAGGCAGACGUGAGCAGUGAGAGGGUGAUUCGCUCAGAAGACGGAGAGACGCUGGCCAGGGAGUACGGAGUUCCCUUCUUGGAGACCAGCGCCAAGACCGGCAUGAAUGUGGAGCUGGCCUUCCUGGCCAUUGCCAAGGAGCUGAAGUACAGAGCCGGGCAGCAGGCCGGAGAGCCCAGCUUCCAGAUCCGAGACUACGUGGAGUCCCAGAAGAAGCGGCCCGGCUGCUGCUCCUUCCUGUGA
Messenger RNA from Pipistrellus nathusii (Nathusius's pipistrelle), 762 nucleotides. NCBI's taxonomy places the organism in Eukaryota, Metazoa, Chordata, Mammalia, Chiroptera, Vespertilionidae. The record is from the annotation of a GenBank genome assembly.